UGUCUCUUUGUCUCAGACAAACCCAUCACGACUCUUUGCCGUGAUGUCAUGUCUCUGUCUGGAUGGAGUUAGUGUUAGCCACGAAUCGAAUCAUGGCUCCCUGGCAACAGAUCAGCUGACGCCAUGCAUCAAACCCCUGAUAUACCCAACAAAACCCCUGAAAUGUUCAAGGGAAUCUCAAUCAACAUUUUUUGCUAAUAACCUUAGUGUACCUACUUACAGUACCUACCCUCAACGAGACAAGAUCGGUUCCGUCGAUUCAUUCAACAUGAAUUCGAAGCGUGACCGGCCACUCAACAUUGCUAUCCUGCUCAAUUCCUACCGCUCACCCUUUAUCACCGAGAUCCGGGACUCGUACAUUCGCACUAUCGGUGCUAUUUCUCAUGAUGCCUCUCUCUCAUUCUUCUACCCUGCCGAGAAACCUGAUGACUUCCCCGACCCCGAGAAAUUUGAUCUUAUAGUCAUUGGAGGCAGCAAUACCGACCCUCGCAAGAAGCACCAAUGGAUCCUGAGAGUCCACAGUUUCAUCCUAGAUGUUGUAGCCAAACACCCCGGCAAGAAGCUCUGCGGCAUUUGUUGGGGACAUCAAACCAUUUCCAUGCUGUUCGGCGCCAAAGUGGUCGAUAUGGAGGUUCCUGAGUUGGGAGUCACCGAGGCGAAGCUCACCCCGGCCGGGCGGCGCUUCUUCUCGCGGCAUACCGGCAGCGGAGUGCUUCUCCUUCAACAGCACCAUCGCCGAGCGGUUGGCUCACCGCCAGAAGGCUUCUCAGAGUUGGUGUAUGGGAACCAGUCCUUCCUGAGCCAUAACAACGCUAUCCUCACGUUACAGGGGCAUCCUGAAAAGGACGCCCAAUGCGCCAUGCUGAGGCUGCGAGACGUCACAAGGUGGUUUGGGGUUGAGGAUGGAAAUCAGACAGCCCUAGACAGGUUUAAGCGAGCCAUGGAGAGGCAUCAUCAUGGCCCAGAGGUCUGGGAGAAGGUCUUGGAUUGGGCACGGGACAAGCGUCCAAAAAGCGGGAUUCAGCCCUGAAAAGGGUCGGUCAGGUAGCCCACUGUGGAUUGAUGGAUUAUGAGUGCUUGCCAGUCUUGUGGCAACGGACGGCCGAGUUGAGCACAACCUGUAAACACGGCUUCAGAGGUCACGGCGGUUAGAUCCGUCCCCUGAAGAACAUGGGAAUGCUGCGGGUCGACAUCUCGUGGUGCAUUAGGUCGUGGCGGUAUUGGUAAACUCGGUCUCAACCUGGAAACUCUGAGCACACGCUAUUUCACAAUCGCCCACCGACUCUGUUUUCCGCCGACCAAGGCGUCAUAUUGGCACAGGCUGCAGAGGGCACAGGAGAGGAGCGACAAGGGUGAACGCCAGGCUUGUAUUGCGGGCGACGAGGAGCUUAGUGGAAGAUCAAGCUUGCAUUAACAAAAC
Canariomyces notabilis is the source of this 1420-nucleotide messenger RNA. Its product is annotated as class I glutamine amidotransferase-like protein. The record is from RefSeq and is a predicted model, not a curated record. Gene Ontology annotation, cellular component: cytosol; nucleus. The transcript is spliced from 2 exons. Bases 44 to 1030 code for a protein of 328 amino acids. NCBI's taxonomy places the organism in Eukaryota, Fungi, Ascomycota, Sordariomycetes, Sordariales, Chaetomiaceae.